UGCAUCUGGAGGCUAAAGGAGACAAGUGAACCCGUGAGGGGGGAAGUGGAGUUUCACACCGGAGGAAGGAAAGAAAAAGAAAAGGGGGAACAAAAAAGAGCUCAAAACCGCACAAAAUCAGGGGAGGGCGGUGGAUGAAGUGUUUUAGUUAAUCGAAUUUGAGACAAGAGACGAAACUUCAGAAGAAAGGAACCCAAAAUGAUAACGCCGUAUUUCCUGGAAAAUUUCUGGGGUGAAAGAAAUAAUGGAUUUGAUAUCCUCUACCAUAAUAUGAAACAUGGCCAGAUAUCCAGCAAGGAACUUGCAGACUUCAUUAGAGAAAGGGCUACAAUUGAGGAGACCUACUCCAGAGCAAUAACCAAACUGGCCAAGACUGCUAGCAAUUUCUCUCAAUUGGGGACAUUUGCACCAGUAUGGGAUGUGUUUAAGGUGUCAACAGAAAAGCUGUCUGUCUGUCAUAUGGACCUUGUGCGCAAAUUGCAAGAACUCAUCAAGGAGGUGCAGAAAUAUGCAGAGGAACAGACCAAAGCCCAUAAAAAGACUAAGGAGGAAGUGGCACCCACGCUGGAGGCUGUCCAAAACAUCCAAAGUGUAUCCCAAGCAUUACAAAAAAGUAAAGAAAACUACAACAGCAAGAUUCUGGAACAGGAACGCAUGCGCAAAGAGGGUUCCACUCAGAGAGACCUUGAUAAGGCUGGGCUGAAGGUAAAGAAAGCCAGAGAAACAUACAAGUCUUAUGUAGAGAAAUACGCCAGCACAAAGACUGAAUUUGAGCAAAAAAUGGAAGAUACAGCACAGAAGUUUCAGGACAUUGAAGAAAGCCAUAUUGUGCAAAUGAAGGAGAUUAUACGGUCAUAUUCUCACUUGAUUGAGGAUACACACACACAAAUUGGAGAGGUUCAGAAAGAGUUUGUGAUUAACAUGGAAAACACGUCUGUGGAAAGUCUAUUACAUAAACUCGCCGAGAACAAAGGGACCGGCAGAGAAAGGCCAGGACCCAUUGAGUUUGAAGAAUGCACUGUUUCUCUUACUACGGAAGGUGCCAAACCUCGAAAGAGAAAGACCUUUGCAAUUCCAGGACGAAGAAAAGACAAGGAUACAGAUUCCACUGAAUCUACAGAAGUUGAAACUACUAACACUGCCAAUGGAGCUCCCUCCGAUAACUAUGGACCUAUAGAUUUUCAAAACGCUAAUGUGCCUCAGGUUGAUGAAGAGGGCUUUUGUAUCAGACCGGAAUUCAAUGAAAAUGAUACCAAAGACAACUCAUCAUCCAGUGAUUCAGAUGAAGAAGAUGAGCGCAGGAAAUUUCAUGUGGAAAUCAAACCUGUGCAGCCCAACAGUGGCACACAGCAGCAAAAAGCCUCUAUCGACGAGCUGAAGGCUUCUAUUGGAAACAUAACUCUUUCCCCCUCUGCUACGAUCCACAUGAGGAGGAACCAGUCCAAUGAUGAGUUGGGAAGGUCCAGAACACAGCAAGCGUCAUAUACAGAUAGACUGACCAGCAAUGACCUGCUGUCUCUGGAUCCAUUUGGUCCCAAUCUCUCUGGUGCCCCUUCCUCUGUGUCUUCCUCUGCAGUUCCACCCUCUAACAGACCUACAACCCCUUUGGGCACAGCAGCUAUAGUUCCUCCUCCUCGACCCUCAUCGCGGCCUAAACUGCCUGCGGUCAAACUGAGUGGCAUCAAUGAGAUUGCACGUCCUUUCAGCCCUUCUGUGGCAACCAACUCUAGUCCUGCACCUCUAGCACGGGCCGAAAGCUCCUCCUCUCUGAGCUCUAAUGCCUCACUGAGCGCGAGUAACACUCCCACCAUCGAGGAUGAUGUGUUUGUGGCGAAACUGCCAACAUUUGAGAAGAGGUGUGAAACCCCUGCAGGGACAUCUCGUGGACCCAGCCCUGUCACGUUAGCAUCGCAGGAUUCACUUCCCAUUGCUGUUGCAUUCACAGAGUCAAUUAAUGCAUACUUCAAAGGAGCUGAUCCCAGCAAGUGCAUAGUGAAGAUCACAGGAGACAUGACGCUUUCCUUUCCCAGUGGUAUCAUUAAGAUCUUCACAUCCAGCCACUCUCCAGCUAUACUCAGCUUCAGACUCAGAAACACAAGCAAACUGGAGCAAAUACUACCAAACCAGCAUCUUCUACACAGUGAGACCAGCCAGAAUGACACUAACGCUAAAGAUUUCUGGAUGAAUAUGCCUGCACUGACGGCAUAUCUCAGAAAGGCUUCAGAACAGAACCCAACCUCUUCUUACUACAAUGUCGACAUCCUGAAGUACCAGGUGUCUUCUAAUGGGAUUCAGUCAACGCCACUAAACCUGGCAGUAUACUGGAAGUGUGCACAGAGCACUACAGACCUGCGGGUGGACUACCACUACAACCCUGAAGCCAUGCAGCCACCCGGACCACUCUGUAGCGUGCAGGUCCUCGUACCUGUCAGCGGUGGUGUCACCAACAUGCAUUCGCUCCCCAGUGCCAUCUGGAAUCCAGACCAAUGUAAGUUGUUAUGGAAGCUGAAUGACCUCUCUGAGAAGUCUGAAAAUGAAGGUUCUGGCUCUAUGAGGGCAAAGUUUGAGCUCUCAGAUGGCCCCUCAAUUCCAGCCACUCUGGCUGUUCAGUUCUUUUCUGAGGGUAGUACUACCUCUGGAGUAGAUAUGGACCUGGUCGGAUCCGGAUAUCGACUCUCUCUCAAUAAAAAGAGAUUAGUAUCUGGGCGUUAUAUGGCAGACUGCUGAGAUGUCAAAGAUGAGGCACAUUCGAUCCAUCUGCUGAAAAAUAAAAGGACUACUUUUCAUUGGCAUCUUCUCACUGCACAGCAGAGGUUAAUGGAAGGUGAAACAAACGGAUUGUUACCCUGAUGGCUCCUCUUAUGCAUUUAUUCUAAUCAUUUUGAACUAUACUUCCAUCCAACUAAAUGUACCUUUUUGGGGAAGAAAGAACUUUUUACUACAUUUUUAUUACUGUAGCACUGAAAAUCAAACACUGUCAGAAAAAGAAAAAAAAACUAAUAAAGAAAGCCAAUAAGGAAUGUCUGAAUACUGAAAAAUUAUAAAAUCGAAACUAAUAAUUUGAUAUUUUUUGAUUUAUUUUGACUUCUUUAGAAGGUUUGCUUUCAUGUAUAGAUAAAUUGUAAUAUGACAAUACGACACAUAAAAAAUAUUCAGUGUAAAACAAAAUGAAAAGGAAAAAUAUAUCUGCACUAACAAUCUUCCAGGCCAUUUAUAUAGACAUUAACCUCUUAGAUGUUUAGUUUCUUUUCUGAACAUAACUUUGAACAUAAAAAUUGUCAAUGAGGGAAAAAAUGCCUCAGGAAUGUGAACAUUUUGUGGUUCUGUCCUAAAAGUUACUCUUCCAUGACAGGCCAGAGGUCCUUGAAUAAAAUCCAUGUAGCAUUAUUUAUUGUUCUCUAGGAUUCUACCAAACUUCACAGCUGUGGAUGUACAUUUAAAAAACAAGCCCGUUAGGUGGCUGCGAUUUUCGAUUCCUCACAGUAAAUGAAGGUAUAAGCUAUUAAAUCAAUUAUGUGAUUUAUGUUGAGUUUUUAAAUUCAGUGAUAAGAAUUCUCGUCCGUUUUGGAGUAAUUUCAAAAAAAAAAAAAAAAAAAAAAAAGAAAACCAAAACCUUGGAAAACUGCCCUUAGUGCCUAUUUUCUAACAAACUUGAUUUCUAUUAUUACAAGCUUAUCUUUGUUGCUAAUUCUGUUUUAUGUAUUUUACUGGGACAUUAAAGGGAAAAUACACAUAAAUGACAGCUAUAUAUGAAUUAUUGGUAAUUCUUUAAAAGAAAAGAAAAACAAAUCAAUGGUAAUAUGUGUUCUGAAUAUGUAGCCCCUUAAAUAUGAUUCCAGCUUAAAAGGUGACAGAUCUAAAACAUUAAACUUUGUAAAUUUUAUGAUGGUUUCAAUCUCCCCACACAUGUUGAUGUUUAGUUUUGAAUUCUUAUCAUCUUUUUGGACCUUGCGUGUUAAUAUUCUAUAAUACACAGUAUAUGCUGUCUUGCCCUUAAAAUACAGAUUUGAUCAUCUAAUGCUUCUUUAACCAGCCAUGUUUCUUACUAAUAUUCAUCUAUGGAUUUUUGCUGUAGUUGAGUAGUCCUACGUGCAAUGAAUUACUGAAUCACUGGGAUUACCCAAAUAUUCCAACAUACACAAAAGCACUGAGAAAUUAUAAUGGAAAUGAGAUUGAAUUCACCCCAUCUCCAAUUUCUUUUCUAAUGUUUCCUAGACACAGGGCAGGCUGCCAUAACUGUUUAAAUAACCUACCAUUUAAAAUUGCUAAACAGAUCCAAAGUGCUUUAAGGGGCUGUACAGUGUUUGUUUUGUUUACUAUUAUUUUUUGAUAGCGGCUCUGUGCCUUAUAUUCUCUGCUUAAGGGUCAGUUGUUUAAAGGGCUAUUUUAACCAGUGGGAAAAUGGAGAUAAAUAGACCCUAAAUAAUACAAAGGAAUGUUUGAUAUGUACUAAAAAUUUAAAUGUGUAAUGUUGAAAUGUGUAACAUUCUAGGGAAGUUUUAGUCUUUUUAACAGCAAUAUCUUUUUACAAAAGAUAAUUUUUAAUGAUGUAACUAGACAGAAUUAUAAAAAAUCCUAAUCUUUACUGUUUUAUUGGAAAUGAUAAAGAUGUAUGUAACUGUAUUGAAAAAUAAUAAAAUGGCAUUGGGCAUUUCAUGUGGAGGCAGAUAUUAACCAGUGGACAUUAGGGUCAAAACUGAAUUGUGUGACACUUUUUUCUGUCCAGUACUACGACAUAAAUAUCUGAUUUUGUGUUUUAGCAAGCUGGUUCUUGCUGCCUCUAUAGUCAUCAGAUAAAUGUGUGAAGGCAUUUUGGAGCUAUCUUGUCUCUUGCUCCGUUUUGGUCUCAAGCUCAUGGAUGUGUUAAAUGAUCUGUGUAAAUGUUUUUCUGAACAUUUUUACAAAUUUACCACUUUGUUUUCUCAUGAUUUUAUUGUCUGAAAUAAAUGUGUAAUAUAUAAAUCUAUACAAAUAUAAAAACUAUAUACAUAAUUAAA
This is a messenger RNA of Tachysurus vachellii, 4997 nucleotides long. It is a transcript of the gene fcho2, whose product is annotated as FCH and mu domain containing endocytic adaptor 2. The record is from RefSeq and is a predicted model, not a curated record. NCBI's taxonomy places the organism in Eukaryota, Metazoa, Chordata, Actinopteri, Siluriformes, Bagridae. The transcript is spliced from 27 exons. Gene Ontology annotation, biological process: clathrin coat assembly; clathrin-dependent endocytosis; synaptic vesicle endocytosis. The coding region runs from base 199 to 2727 and encodes 842 amino acids. Gene Ontology annotation, cellular component: cytoplasm; clathrin-coated vesicle; plasma membrane.